Molecule: messenger RNA, 3440 nt
Organism: Chenopodium quinoa (quinoa)
Lineage: Eukaryota; Viridiplantae; Streptophyta; Magnoliopsida; Caryophyllales; Amaranthaceae
Exons: 18
Coding region: 211-2910 (899 amino acids)
Biological process (GO): intracellular monoatomic cation homeostasis
Cellular component (GO): mitochondrial inner membrane
Source: RefSeq, a predicted model, not a curated record
AAACUACAUCUACCCAAAAAAAAAAAAACAAAAGGCUUAAACUUGACAAAACUCAUCAAAUUUGCUGCUUUUGAAGAAUGAAGACAUGUCAAUUGCCUCGCCACUCAGCCAAAAUUCCUGAUUUUUAGGCUUCAUCUUCAUCUUCUCGAACACGCCAUCUGUUGUAUUGCAACCUCAUCUUCUUCUUCACUUCGCGCGCUUACUCACUCCAUGUCUCUACUUCUCCCAAGCACUUCAGCUCAAUGGGCUGCAAACAAAUCAAGUAAAGUUCAAUGUUUGUACAGAGUGGUAGACACAGAUCACACAAUAUCUGAAUGGGCUGGUUUUAGGAAGACUUUUUUGCAAUGUACAGAGUUUGAAAAUAGAAAUAGUAAUAGUUAUAGGUAUUUAAAGGUUCGAAAGCAUAGUUUAUUUUCUCAUAAACCAAAAAAGGCUCGGAACAUCUUUCUAUUCGCAUCUGCUGAUGAUGGUGUGACAGUCAAUGGGAGCCCUGAAGCUAGCACAAGUAAAGAUGUCGAGGCAAUGAGAAUUAGUCUAGAUCAAGCCCUAAAGAACGAGGACUACAAAAAUGGGCUUGUCCAAUCUUUAUAUGAUGCAGCAAGAUUUUUUGAGCUAUCAAUCAAGGAGCAAAGCUCACUGUCAAAAAUGUCCUGGUUUUCAGCAGCCUGGCUUGGUGUUGACAAAAAUGCAUGGGCGAAGACACUAUCAUAUCAGGCUUCUGUAUAUGCUUUGCUGCAAGCCGCUAAUGAGAUCUCAUCGCGCAGGGAUGGGAGGGACAGGGAAAUAAAUGCUGCUGUUCAGAGAAGUUUGUUACGGCUUUCAGCUCCUUUGGAGAGUGUAAUCAGGGAGAAGUUAUCUGGCAAGCAGUCUGUACUUUUUGAAUGGUUUUGGUCUCAAAAAAUUCCAGUUGUGGUAGCAACUUUUGUCGAUCAUUUUGAGAGGGACCCACGCUUUAGGGCUGUUACCUUGUCUGGCAAUAGAACGACACCAGGAUCAGGUACUGCCAGUGAUAUAUCACUCCUUGUGCUGGCUUUGGUAUGUACUGCUGCAAUAUUAAAGCUUGGACCAGCCAAGAUUUCUUGCUCACAGUUCUACUCCAUGAUCCCUGAUAUAACUGGUAGUUUGAUGGAUGUGCUAGUUGGUACUAUUUCUAUACAUGAAGCUUACCAUGCAGUAAAGGAAAUUGGUUUACCCAGAGAAUUCUUGGUGCAUUUUGGACCUCGAGCCGCAUUCUGUGGAGUAACAGAUGAUUGCGAAACAGAUGAAAUGGUGUUUUGGGUGGAUCUUGUGCAGAAGAAGUUACAAAGAGCUAUAAGUAGAGAAAAACUGUGGUCAAGACUCACCACAUCUGAAAGCAUUGAGGUAUUGGAGAAGGACCUAGCAAUAUUUGGAUUUUUUGUUGCCCUGGGUAGAAGUACAAAAUCUUUCCUGGCCGCAAAUGGUUUUGAUAAAAUUGCUGUACCAAUUGAGGGUUUCAUCAGAUACCUUGUUGGGGGAUGUGUGUUGUAUUAUCCACAGUUCUCUUCAAUAAGCUCUUAUGAACUUUAUGUUGAGGUAGUCUGUGAAGAGUUGGAUUGGUUUCCUUUCUAUCCUGGUUACAGUAACGCCAUCAAAGGCUCACCUGGGCAUAAUAACAAAUCUAAAUCGCCUCCAAAUCCAGAAGCUGUACCACAAGCGCUAGAUGUUUGCUCACGUUGGAUCCGAGUGUUUAUUAAACACAGUAAGUGGGUUGAGAACCCUUCCAAUGUGAAAGCAGCAUGGUUUCUUUCAAAAGGACUUCACAAGCUUGGAAGUUCCAUGGAGGAACUGGGGCUGCUAAAGGAUGAAUUAUCCAGGAGUAAGAUUAAGAGAUCUGUUGAGAGAGUUGAAGCUAAUACUAGCUUUAGUUCUAGGGAGGACCCUUAUUCUUUUGACAAGGCACUGGAAAAUGUUGAAGAGGCUUUGGUCAGGUUGGAAACAUUGAUCCAAGAGAUGCAUGUAUCCAGCUCUGGUUCUGGAAAAGAUCACCUAAAAGCCGCUUGCUCUGAUCUUGAAAAAAUAAGGAAACUUAAGAAAGAAGCGGAAUUUCUUGAGGCAUCUUUUAGAGCUAAGGCGGCUUCUCUCCAGGAGGAAAAUGAUGAUGUUAAAUCAAUUUCCACUGGCGAUGGAAGCAGAUCUAUGAAAGGCAAAGAUGGUGCUCUUGUGCAGGAGAAGAACAACAGUAAUCCUCUUGGUUUAUGGAACAGUUUAUGGAACUUCCUGUUCCCACCUUUGGUGAAGAAGCCUGGCCUUGAAUCUUCCAAGACUGCUGAUACUACUAAAAUGCAGGGUAACAGAUCCUUGGGUUUAUCCAGCCUGUCAAAUGCAGACACUGGAAAGUCAGAUUCUAAUGAAAUUUAUCGUUUUGAAAUCUUGAGGAGUGAACUCAUGGAGCUAGAAAAACGAGUUCAAAGCAGCACUACAGACUCUGAAAGUGAAGAGGAAACUGAGUAUCCCAUUGCAGUUAGAGGUACUGAACUAAUUCAAGUGCAGAAGGAUGAGAGCUUAAUUGGAAAGUCAUUUGAAAAGCUGAAAGAGACGAGCACGGAUGUUUGGCAAGGCACUCAACUUCUAGCUAUUGAUGUUGCUGCUGCUGCGGGGCUCCUUAGAAGAGCAAUAAUAGGCGAUGAACUAACUGAAAAGGAGAAGAAGUAUCUUCGUAGAACCUGUACAGACAUGGCGUCAGUGGUUCCAAUUGGAGUUCUCAUGCUUCUUCCUGUCACUGCAGUCGGACAUGCAGCAAUGUUGGCAGCCAUCCAAAGAUAUGUACCAGCCUUGAUACCAUCACCAUAUGGGUCAGAAAGGCUGGAUCUACUGAGGCAGCUUGAGAAAGUAAAGCAGACCAGUGUUGAGGAUUCAAAGCUUGAGGAGAAUGUUGAGGAUUCAACCUGAAGCUGAAUUAUAUCAAUUAAUCCUUCUGACUGUUGAUACAAAAGGCAAAUACAUGUGAUUAACCUUAGUUUCUCUUGGUUCUAAAAUCUUUUGCCAGCAGCUGCGAGUAUAGAAGUUCAUUCCAUAUGUCUGGAACCCCAGGUAGACACCAAUGGCUACAGUCUUCUAUGAAGUGCUGUUCAGAAAGUGGCUCGCGAUGGAUCGAUGGGUGGCCAUCCAUUCUAAACUCAGACAGAUAUGUAAUAUUCAGAAAAUUGACCUUCAUCUCAUUGCCUUCCAUUUCUUUGACCACAUCUAGAACGUAUUGGUUGAAUGGCGGAUCUGCCUGCAGCUUCUUUUUGCUCGUCUCAGGGGCCAGGCUAUCUUUACAAGUACCUCCUGCAUCCCAUGUUCCAUUCCUGAGACACACAUUCUUGUAAAUUCAGAAACAUAGCUUCAUUAUUUUUAUUCAUGAUAAUGUUGUCGAAAGUAUUAAAGUAACAAUGUAAAAAGAAUCAAGUGCAGUGCCUGUAAUGAACUGGAGCAUAGCU